AUGACUUGGUCCAAACCAACCCUCAUCUUCGCGCAUGGCGCAUGGCAUCAGGCCGACUGUUUCACGCAGACCAUCACAGCACUAGAGCAAGAAGGUUAUCACUGCAUUGCCCCUCAGCUUCAAAUGAGCGGCACACCCGAGCCUGUUUCUUCCUUAGCCAGCACUGUUAGCCAGGUUCAAGAUAUUAUCGUGGCCGAGACCACCAAAGGCAACGACGUGAUCAUGGUCAACCACUCCUUUGGCGGCAUCGUGGGCUGCAGCGCUGUGAAGGGAUUCACCGCGAAGGACUCGUCGAAACUAGGCUCAGCUAAGGGGCAAGUUGUGGGUAUCAUUGAACUCUGUGCCUUUAUGGUCCCAUCGAAUGUAUCCCUUCGCGACCUGGUUGCAAGCGGACCCUCUCCGUUUCGCACUCAUACCUCUCCAGAAGGGUGGGAGAUCAUUGACGAAGACACAAUCGACCUGUUCUACAACGACUUGCCGGUUGAGAAGGCUAAGCAUUGGCAAAGCCGUCUUGUGAAUCAUUCAGCGGCGACCUUCAGUGAUAGUGAUAGUAUCUAUGCUGGGUGGGCUGAUGUUCCGGUCUGGUAUCUUCACUGUACGACGGAUAAUGCAAUGAAUAUUCAGGCACAGGAGGCGAUGGUUGCAGGCGCAAAGCAAGCUGGCGCUUCGGUUACGACCAAGACACUGCAGGCGGGGCAUAGUCCUUUCUUGAGCAAGGUGGAUGAGACGGUGGAGUUUAUUCGUGAAGCUUGUGAGGCUCUCGCUUAA
Penicillium riverlandense is the source of this 768-nucleotide messenger RNA. RefSeq names its product alpha/beta hydrolase. The record is from RefSeq and is a predicted model, not a curated record. Lineage: Eukaryota; Fungi; Ascomycota; Eurotiomycetes; Eurotiales; Aspergillaceae. The transcript has a single exon. The coding region runs from base 1 to 768 and encodes 255 amino acids.